AUGUCGCAGCUGCAGCAGAGACCCGUGUUCCAUCGACAAGAGCUCAAUAAAACAGUGUGGGAAGUCCCGCAGAGGUACCAGAACCUGUCCCCCGUGGGUUCCGGCGCCUACGGAUCCGUGUGUUCUGCGUUCGAUGUGAAGACAGGGCUGAAGGUGGCGGUGAAGAAGCUGUCCAGACCAUUCCAGUCCAUCAUCCACGCCAAGAGGACCUACAGAGAGCUGCGGCUGCUCAAGCACAUGAAGCAUGAGAACGUCAUUGGCCUUUUAGACACUUUCUCUCCGUCGACGUCUUUGGAGGAGUUCAAUGAUGUAUACCUGGUGACUCACCUGAUGGGGGCCGACCUCAACAACAUCGUCAAGUGUCAGAAGUUGACAGACGAUCACGUCCAGUUCCUCAUCUACCAGAUCCUCAGGGGCCUCAAGUACAUCCACUCAGCAGACAUCAUCCACAGAGACCUGAAGCCCAGUAAUUUAGCUGUGAAUGAGGACUGUGAGCUGAAGAUCUUGGACUUUGGCUUGGCGCGGCACACAGACGACGAGAUGACUGGUUACGUGGCGACCCGCUGGUACCGCGCGCCGGAGAUCAUGCUGAACUGGAUGCACUACAACAUGACAGUGGAUAUCUGGUCUGUGGGCUGCAUCAUGGCCGAGCUGCUCACCGGACGGACACUGUUCCCAGGCACUGACCACAUAAACCAGCUUCAGCAGAUCAUGCGAUUGACCGGAACGCCGCCGGCUUCGCUCAUCAGCCGCAUGCCGAGCCACGAGGCGAGGAACUACAUAAACUCGCUCGCCCACAUGCCCAAGAGGAACUUUGCCGAUGUUUUCAUUGGAGCCAAUCCUCUGGCCGUGGACCUGCUAGAGAAGAUGCUGGUGCUGGACACAGACAAACGCAUCACUGCUCCUGAAGCGUUGGCUCAUCCAUACUUCGCCCAGUACCACGACCCGGACGACGAGCCCGAAGCCGAGCCGUACGACCAGAGCUUCGAGAGCCGCGAGUUGGAGAUUGACGAGUGGAAGAGACUAACAUACGAAGAGGUCAUGAGCUUCGAGCCUCCGCAGUUCGAUUCAGACGAGAUGGAGUCCUGA
This is a messenger RNA of Knipowitschia caucasica, 1089 nucleotides long. NCBI's taxonomy places the organism in Eukaryota, Metazoa, Chordata, Actinopteri, Gobiiformes, Gobiidae. The record is from the annotation of a GenBank genome assembly.